Molecule: messenger RNA, 6103 nt
Organism: Phlebotomus papatasi
Lineage: Eukaryota; Metazoa; Arthropoda; Insecta; Diptera; Psychodidae
Exons: 5
Coding region: 77-6037 (1986 amino acids)
Biological process (GO): cell division
Source: RefSeq, a predicted model, not a curated record
GUCAGAAAAAUUCAAAACAGAGUGACGGUGGAAAACAAAGUGGACGCGCCAGUGAAAAAUUGUAAAUGUGGGAAAAAUGGAUGGAAAAUCGAGGAAACCCGAUAAGAAAAGAUCUUCAAUCCUAAAGAAGCCCUGUGAUCCUGAGACGUCCGAUUGCACGGAAACAAAGACCAAACUUGUCCGGAGGAUCAGUUUUUCUGGGAAGAAAUCUGUCAAGGAAUUUAUCCUGGAUGAGGAUAAAAAUACCGUUUGGGGAACAUCGUACGAAGAAUCUGCAGAAUCCAUCGCUAUGCUGAAUAUUUCAGGAAAUGUAGCUGGAGGCAUAAAGGAGGACCUCAAUUUUUCAGUGGAAAUGGAUAUUGAACCAGAUCCUGUGAUUACGCACUAUCAGGGAGAUCUAAUAAAUCCCAUGAAUAAAGAAAAUGAAACUCCAGAUAAUACCAUUUGGCAGAGCAUCAAUAUGGGAGUGAAGAUGCCUCUGGCCAGUUCAACAAUGCUAGUAGAUGGUGAAAUGGAUAUUUCUAUGACGGAUGAUGGGGGCGGAGUGAUUUGCAGUGAGCCUUGUGCGAAGAUUCCGGCGAAAAAUAAUGUGGAUUUGAAUCUUCAGCCAAAAGUCGUGAGUAUCAAUCGGGAUCCCUUUUCCUGGCUCAGAGAUCCCAAAAUUGUGGGUAAGGAUGCCCUGCAACCCCCCGAUGUGAGCGGCAAGGUCCAAGCAGGAGGAAGAGACUCUUCAGAGAGCGAUUCUACAUUUUGUCCCAGUCCUCUGUCUAUUUCUCAGGCUGCUCAAAUGAACCGUGAGUCCACGUGCAAUAUUGAUAUAUCCACUUUUCAUUCCGAUGAUCUUCAAGACUAUAAGAAUGGUGUCAAGAAGUUUGGAAUGAAGAAUGCGGAAAUUCCUGGAAAUAUGCAGAAAAUGAGGAAAUCUGGUGUUCAAAAUACAUUUUAUUUCCAAGCUCAGCAGACCCAAAUGGACAUGACUCUAGUAAAAGAAAAUUGCGAGAAAAAUCACAAAGUUAAGGCUAUGAACCUUCCUGUGGCAGAAGAUCAGUUGAAUCUGACAAAACUUUCACCUGAACAAAUUCUCGAGGAGAAUUCUAAGCAGCCCAUUAAACCGAGGCAAACGCAGUACUUUCCAACGGAUGAUAAUCAGAUGGAUCUCACAGGGAUGCAAAGCAGAAAGAGUUCAACAAAUUGUGUUAAAACCGUUGUGAGCCAUUUGGAGACUGAUCAAAUGGACAUCACAGAUCUUGAAGAAAGAAACCAAGACAGGAGUAUGAACAAGAAAUCCAUGGGCAACAUGGAUAUUACUCUGCAGGACAAUUGCAAAAGAAUAACAGAAAAAGAGAGAAAAACAAUUCACUUUUCAAAUGAAUGCAAUCAGAUGAAUCUUACAAUUGGUGAAGAUGAAACAAUUUCCUUCAGAACUCCCCGGCAAAUCGUUUUCAUAGAAAAUGCUCAAAAUAAAAGCCACAGAACAAAUUCGGCAAAUUCAGAAAAUAUUCCACCGCCUGCUGAGAUGCAAAUGACUCUUCAGCAGCAGCAAGAUUGCAGGGACAUCUGUGAAAAUGCAAGGAAAACUGUGUAUUUUCCAAAGGAAAUGGACAUCUCUGGAGUGGCAUUUGGGAAGAAAAGCAUAAGCCCAAAUAUGGAAAUGACUCUUCAGAGUGAAGAAGAAUGCACUGAUGUUUGUGGCAGGAAAACCAUUCAUUUUAACACGGAAAAUCCUACAAAUUGCGGUGCUGGAAAGCCUGAAAUGGAAAUGACGCUGUGUGAGAAAGAUCCUGGGAGACCUAAACAGCAAAAUCGUGGAACUAUACACUUUCCACAGGGCGAGAAUCAAAUGAAUCUCACGAGAGGAAGAAAGUCAGAAAUGGAGAUGACUCCCUGUCUUGCUGAUCCAGGAAAGACUAUGCAAAAACGAGGAACUCUCUUCUUCCAACCGGGAGAUGAUCAAAUAAAUAUUGUAGGAUUCGUUGAGGAUAUCACCAGAAAUGACAAAGAGAUGGUUAUCUGCUUAGACGAUCCGGGAAACACUGUCCAAAAUCGCAAAACUGUCUACUUUCGUCCGGAUGAAAAUCAGAUGAAUCUCACGGAAGUUGGGAAGCCUGAAAUGGAAAUGAGUUUUGAAGAUCAUGAAAUACUUGAUAAUCAUGAUAAUCAAAUGAACAUUACCGGAGCUACUAGGGAGAUUCCUAGAGAUGGAAGUUCACAGAAAGGAAUAUGCACUUCGAAUACCCAUUUUGGAGAUCCUGGAAAAACUGAGCAGAUUCGGGAAACCGUCUAUUUCCCUCAGGAUGAGAAUCAAAUGAAUCUCACGGAACUCGGGAAGCCUGAAAUGGAAAUGAGCCUGGUAGAGGAUCCUGCAAAACCUUCCCAGAACCGUAAAACUGUCUUUUUUCCACAAGAUGAGGAUGAAAUGAAUAUUACCGGAGCAACUCGGGAGAUUUCCAGAGAUGGAAUACCACAAAAAGGGGCCAAUACUUCAACUAUUCGCUUUGGAGAUCCUGGAAUGGCGGGACAGACUCGCAAAACUGUCUUUUUCCCUCAGGAUGAGAAUCAGAUGAAUCUUACGGAAGCUGGGAGGCUUGAAAUGGAAUUGAGCCGGGCGGAACUUGCAAAGACUGCCCAGGAUCGCAAAACUAUCCACUUUUCUCAAGAUGAGAAUGAAAUGAACAUUACCGGGACAUCUCAGGAGAUUCUUAGAGAUGGAAGGCUACAAAAAGAAAAGAGUGCUUGUCUCAGGGAUCCUGGAAUACCUGGGCAGAUUCGUAAAACUGUCUACUUUCAUCAGGAUGAGGAUCAGAUGAAUCUCACGGGAGCCGGAAAGCCUGAAAUUGAAAUGAGCCUGAUAGAGGAUCCUGCAAAACCUUCGCAGAAUCGUAAAACUGUCUACUUCUCUCAGGAUGAGAAUGAAAUGAACAUUACAGGAGCAACUAGGGAGAUUCCUAAAGAUAGAAGACAAGAACGAGAGAAUAGCUUCUGCUUCGGAGAUCCUGGAAUAGCCGGGCAAAUUCGGAAAACUGUCUUUUUCCCUGAGGAUGAGAAUCAGAUGAAUCUAACGAAAGCUGGGGAGCCUGAAAUGAAUUUGAGCCUGGAGGAUCCUACAAAAGCAUUCCAGAAUCGCAAAACUAUCCACUUCUCUCAAGAUGAGAAUGAAAUGAACAUUACCGGGACAUCUCAGGAGAUUCUUAGAGAUGGAAGGCUACAAAAAGAAAAGAGCGCUUGCUUCAGGGAUCCUGGAAUAUCUGGGCAGAUUCGUAAAACUGUCUUUUUCCCUCAGGAUGAGGAUCAAAUGAAUCUCACGGGAGCCGGAAAGCCUGAAAUUGAAAUGAGCCUGAUAGAGGAUCCUGCAAAACCUUCGCAGAAUCGUAAAACUGUCUACUUCUCUCAGGAUGAGAAUGAAAUGAACAUUACAGGAGCAACUAGGGAGAUUCCUAAAGAUAGAAGACAAGAACGAGAGAAUAGCUUCUGCUUCGGAGAUCCUGGAACAGCUUUGCAGAUCCGCAAAACGGUAUUUUUCCCUCAGGAUGAGAAUCAAAUGAAUCUCACGGAAGCCGGAAAGCCUGAAAUAGAAAUGAGCCUGGUAGAGGAUCCUGUAAAACCUUCCCAGAAUCGUAAAACUAUCCACUUCUCUCAGGAUGAAAAUGAAAUGAACAUUACCGGAGCACCUCGGGAGAUUCCCAGAGAUGGAAGACCACAAAAAGAAAAGAGCGCGUGUUUCAAGGAUCCUGGAAUGGCGGGACAGACUCGCAAAACUGUCUUUUUCCCUCAGGAUGAGGAUCAAAUGAAUAUCACACGAGCCGGAAAGCCUGAAAUGGAAUUGAGCCUGGAGGAUCCUACAAAACCUUUCCAGAAUCGCAAAACUAUCCACUUCUCUCAAGAUGAAAAUGAAAUGAACAUUACAGGAGCAAGUUCAGAGGUCCCUAAAAGUGGAAUACCACAAAAAGAAACCAACAUUUCGACUAUCUGCUUUGGAGAUCCUGGAAUGACUGAACAGACUCGUAAAGCUGGAAAGCCUGAUAUGGAAAUGACCCUGGUGGAUCCUAUAAAAACUUCCCAGAAUCGUGAAACUGUCUACUUCCCGCAAGAUGAGAACGAAAUAAAUAUCACAGGAGGCAGGAUUAUUAGCAAGGGAAACCGUUUAGACCACGAAAAUCCUGAAAAGACAGCACAGAGACGUGGAACUGUUUACUUUCCGCAAGAGAAUAAUCAAAUGAACAUCACACAAAUAUCUCCUAAGACGAUGAAGGAGAAUGACGAAAAUGACGCAGGAGAAACAAUGGAAAUGGACAUAACAAUGCCUGAAAAUCCCAUCAUUGGCGGAACCAGGAGAAAAACCACCUUGCUGAAUGAUCAGAUUCAAUCUGAGCCAGUCGAUUUGACUUUAAAGGCAAUUCCUGUGCCGAUUGUGCAGAAAACCUUGAAUGAGGUAGUUCCUAAAGACAGACGCGGCUCGAUUGGAAGUUCAGCAGUUGUGGUCAAAAUACCACCAUUCUCCAGGAGGGAAUCAAUUGAGCACCAAUUGGUAUCCUCUAGCAAUGAAACAGUUUCUCAGCCAAAUGAAGAGUCUAUGAUGCAAAACAUGUCUUGUGACUCUAUGGAUAUUUCAGAAUGUUUGCAAUCUCCUCCAGGAAAGCUAGCCAAUCAGAAGGAGGAGAUUGAAAUGGAAGCUAGCAGAAAUGCCAGCAGGAUGGCUCUCCAGGGACCUCUGGAGGAGACUACAGAGGGAGCUUCCCUGAAAUUGUUGUCAGUGGAUAUGUCUGAAGACAAUACAAUGAAGAUCUGUGAAGCUCUCUAUCGUGAACAGAGACUGCAUCAAUCGAAGAUGUCUGAGCAAUCAAGUCAAUUGUCCAAAUUGCUGGAAAAUGACUCAAUGGAAAUGAAGAUGCUCAUGGAGGAAUCUUACAUUGAGGCGGAUAGUAUCAACGCUAUGGAUAAUACAUAUCUUCGGCUGGGGAAUGUCGUAAAAUCAAUCAGUGCAGCACCAGAAGUACAAAAGCCAAUAAUUCGCAGAGAAACUUUCACAAUUCAUGAAAAUUCACAGUGUCCAGCAAAAUCUCCGAGAAAGAGUCGAAUUCCUGUUCUAGGAGCUAGUAGAUAUCCGACUCCUGAGCCUCCGAGGCGCUGUAGUCAAUUCCAAGACAAAUUGCAGGAUUCCAUUCCCGAUCUGGGAAUCAUUCAUAGGAAUAGUGAUUUAGAGAUGAAAAAUGUCACAGCAAAAUUUGCGGAUUGUUCAAUCGUCAUAAACAGUGAAACACUGAAAACUUUAUCAGAUGGAGAUGAUCAAGAUGAUUUUCUGCCUACUCUCCAAUCCUUACAUAUAUCAAAUCGUGACAUCCUCCCAGAUGAAAUGCAAGAAGAAUUUCUCAGAGAAAAUGUUCCAAGAAGGCGCAAGACUCUGAAACCUCGAAGGACACUGGCUAAAGAUCCAAAAUUACUGAAAAAUAUGCUAGGAAGUGACUUGUAUGGGAAGUUAAUUCAGUCAAAGGGUGACUUAGAGAAGGUGAUGGACGAAAGAGAUCGUGUCUUUGCUUUGUAUGAGGAAUGUAAGCCACAUCUGGAAUUUUUCCUGAAAUAUCCAAGUCGAUGCCAACUCCCAUUUUGUCCAUCGUUCAAGGAAUUAAUUGCAAACAUAGGAAGCACCUCCUUCCGAAGUAUUUGGUAUAUUGACAAAUUCUUCGCUCAAGGACAUCUGAUCUUCAAGCAUAGGAAAAUCACAUCUUUUGAGAUUCAUAUGAAAUUCAAUCCAAGUCAGCUGAAUGAUAUGGAUUGCGCGGAUCACCGUGGGAGGAUAAAUUUCAGGAAGAUUACGAUAGUGGACUGUGAUUGGUACACGAAUGCCAAUCCUGAUACCAAGUCCAAACUUUGGAUCUACCUGCAUACAAAAUUCCGCGGAAAAGUCCUUUCAGAUUCCUACUUGCUCAACAUGUACAGCGAUUCCACGUACCUCCGCGACUUCCUGCACUAUAUUGAUGAUCUCUGUUGUGAGAUUUAUGCUGCGAGACCACCUAUGAGAGAACUCCUGGCCAGAAGAUAGCAUUUAAUUUAAGUUUGUUUAAAAUUAUUUUAUUUUGUCUCAAAUAUAACAGAUUGCAAUUUGAAA